AUUAUCGAGGGGAAGAGUGAGGAGCAACACCAACACACUCUUUGCUCGUUUUUGGUUAUUUUUGUUGUUCCAAAUUAUCAAUUCCCAUUUCUCCUCUUUGCUUGAGUUCUCUUCCAAUCACUUCUCGCUUCCACGGUUGACUGCAUUGGGCCCGCAAUUGACAUGUCAAUCAUGAGCCGUAAAGACAAAGGUCGGGAAAGACUCUGUCGUACGCAGCUUCGAGAGAUCAUCUGUUCUGUCUGUCAUCAUAACGCAAGUGCAACUGAAGAGUGACCCAGGAACAAUCCACGAUCAAGAUGCCUGUAAUAAGAAGCGGCUCAACACGGGACAUCUACAAGGCACCCUUGUCUGCUGUCCUUCGUCGCCACGGUCGUGAGCGUCGUGAACGCUGGAGUCAAGGUGAAGACCCGGGUGACUUCAUGCCUCCCCACCAAGACGAAGAGCCCAGCCAUGAGCCUUCUGAAUCCUCAAAAGGGAAACAACCUGAACCUCAGCGUCUUCCUUCUAGAGCUGGCUACGAUACAGCUGUGCUUCUUGACUUGUGCGACACCAUUCGCAGUAGCCUGCAUGAGGGACGUCCCGAGGACAGGUGGGAAGAAGCCAUGGGUUUUCUCGCGGCACUGCUAAGAGACGAGGAGCACUACAACCGCGCAAUAGAAUUCGAGACUAUACGCGACACGCACCUUGACAGGCUUAUAUCGGAUCUCAUGGAUCCCAAAUAUCGCCACCCAAGAGUACCUAUUAGAUUUUCGAAAGAUGUCGAAAGAGCAGAGACCCUAGAACGGAAAUGGGUUGAGAGGUUUCGAGGUCCCUACUUCAAUAUGGAGCAAAACCGCUAUCGAGAUCUCCCCAAGACGGGACGGCUCAGGGAUGUGGCUCUGAACCCCAAUGCAGACAAUUCAGAAGAACGUUGGCAAGCCAAAGAAGGUAAGACUUUGUCAGAGCUGGAGGGUAAUCUGGAAAUCGAACCUGGGCAUUGGUGGCUCAACUUGGCUUGCGCGCAUCGGGAUGGUAUCGUUGGUAGUGCUCGCGAGAAACCUACCAAGGGCAAAUAUGGAGUUGCCGCAUUACCGUUGCUCACAGGGCAAGAGAAAAUUGAUGAAGGAGAGGGAACUCUGAAAUAUGUCAGGCAGGGAAGAAUUACUGACAUACAUGUGUCGCUCAUAUCUCAAGUGGGAGCUACCUUUCGAAUCCUGCGAGGCCAUCACCUCAGAAGCCCAUAUGCACCAAAAGUCGGCAUUCGUUAUGAUGGUUUGUAUACGAUACGCCGAUAUAGUCAAUGGUUUAAUGAAGUCAGCGACCGGCACCAUAUGAUGCUCACUUUGGAAAGAGUUGAGGAUCAGAAACCAAUAGAGGAUAUCUUGCAUAUACCCCGUCCAUCCGAGAUGGACGACUGGGAGCUCUAUGAGAAAUAUGAGGGCGAGGCGAUCAAAAAGCACAAGGGGAACAAGGCCCUUCUCGACUAGAAGUUAGGAAUGGCACAAGAGAAAGUCGACCGGGAGGAAUAUCAGAGGUCGCAUGACUUCCGAAACUCGUUGGGUUAUCAGUUCAAGAAAGCAGGACUUUAUUGAUAUGAGGUGAAGCAUGAUAUGAUGGGACGUAUGGCUACGCUGCAUCGAUUGGCUCGCAAGACUAGUUCAUAGCAUUAAUGGUAACGUUUAAUUAGAGGCCACUGACAUUGUCAGUUCUAUUAUUACCUAGUUUGGAAGUGUU
This is a messenger RNA of Fusarium oxysporum Fo47, 1713 nucleotides long. Its product is annotated as PUA-like domain-containing protein. Lineage: Eukaryota; Fungi; Ascomycota; Sordariomycetes; Hypocreales; Nectriaceae. The record is from RefSeq and is a predicted model, not a curated record. The transcript has 5 exons. The coding region runs from base 297 to 1466 and encodes 389 amino acids.